Molecule: messenger RNA, 1968 nt
Organism: Rhagoletis pomonella (apple maggot)
Lineage: Eukaryota; Metazoa; Arthropoda; Insecta; Diptera; Tephritidae
Product: histone-lysine N-methyltransferase SETMAR-like
Exons: 1
Coding region: 922-1647 (241 amino acids)
Molecular function (GO): nucleic acid binding
Source: RefSeq, a predicted model, not a curated record
UACGUAUUCAACUUUUGUUGCCUGUAAAAUCGCCUCGUGCGAAUGCCCUAUAAGAUCUGACCAGGCUUACAGCUUGGCUUGAGUUUUAAGCAAAGUAAUUUGUGGUCACCGAAGUCAAAAGCCUUUGAGUGAUCAACUAAAGUUAAAAAAGUUAUAUGAUCUUUGUCCAUAUUUUGCCUUAUAUCGUCAGAGUAGUAAUGCAGCUUCUGUUCGCCCGGAAGCCAGAUUGAUGAAUACUAAUAAGUGAAUAUUUACUCACAAAAAUGUUUUUUUGGCGAUGCAUUAUUCGUUCCAGAACCUUGGAAAGCAAUGUCAAAAUGGCAAUUGGUCUGAAGUCACCAUUUGGUUUCAAAAGAGGGAUAAUUUUAGACUUCUUCCAACAGCUCGGAAAGACGGACGUUGUCAAUAUAGUGUUCAAAGCGUAUUUAAGGUAAAGGGGAAUGAAUGGCAAUAUACAUUUAAUGAAUUUAGGAUGGAUUCCGUCAAGACCAACGGCGUUGGAUUUCACAGAAAGUAUGGACUCAACAACAUCAUAUGCAUCUACGCAUAGAAAAGAAAACGAACUCAAGAAGUUAUUAAGACAAACAUUAUAACCUUCAUAACAUUUAUUACUACGAGGACGAGACAAAUUAACAAACUUUGCAUUUACUUCAUCAACAUUUACAGACAGAGAUUUUACUGUGGAUGCCAAUUUCACGAAUAGGCUUUCAUGUCUGCUUUGAGCUUACUGCAGUUCCGAAUUGGUGCUCAUAAUAUUUUAACUUUGUAUGAAAUUAAUUUGAUCGUUAGCAGAUUGGAUCUAGCGAACAGAUUUCCAGUUGAUUGAAUUAACACUUUAAUAGUAAAUAUUUUAAAGUUACGGUAGGAGUAGGAAGACUGGUUGCUAACAGAACGAAUGUCGAAGGUGAGAAAAAUAAGAUAAUGUUUCGAGAAAUUUGGAGCUAUAAGUUGAUAAUACAAAAGUACACUAGACAACUCGUGAAAACGAUUGUGAAAACGGAGAAAAUCGGCCAUCAUUAUGUGAUACAAUACUUUUAUUUGAAAGGCCUCAAACGCCCAUCCAUUAUAAAAGCUGAAUUAGAUUAUACUUUGGGCGGGUCUGCUCCUUCGUUAACAACAGUAAAAUAUUGGGUAGCAGAGUUUAAACGAGGCCGUACGAGCUGCCAAGACGAGCAUCGCAGUGGUCGACUAAAUGAGGUGACGACUCCAGAAAUGGUGAAGAAAAUCCACAAAGCGGUAAUGGAUGAUUGUCGACUGAAAGUGCGCGAGCUAGCAGAUAUAGUAGGCGUUUCAAAAAGUACGGUACAUCGCGUAUUAGCUGAAGAUUUGGAAAUGAGAAAGCUGUGUCCAAGAUGGGUGCCGCAUUUGCUUACACUCGUCCAAAACCAGUGUCGUGAAGAGGUUUCAAUUGAUUAUUUAGCGAAUAAUGAAUCAAUGUUUGAAUUGCUACCUCAUGCACCCUAUUCGCCAGAUUUAGCCCGCUACUAUUUUCUGUUCCCCAACUUCAAAAAAUGGCUCCGUGGUCAAAGAUUUUCUAGCGAUGAAGAAAUGAUGUCGGCAGUUAAUGGCUAUUUUGAGGAGCAAGACAGUUCUUAUUAUAAAAGGGGGAUCGAACUUAUUGAGCGUCGCUGGGAAAAGAGUAUAUAGCUGAAAGGAGAUUAUGUUUAGAAAUAAAUAUAUCUUUUCCCAAAAUUUUUGUGUUUUCUUUGUUAGGUCGGGUACUUCUGGGACCACUCCCGUAAAGUCACCAUGGAAGGGCAUAUCAGUAUGAAAAGUAGAUAUGUGCUAAUAGAGUAUGUACGAUAUCUCUCAAGUGGGAAUAAGGUAGAAGGAAAUGAGAACAGUUACAGGAAGAAGGAAAAAAUAGCAAAUAUAACAAAUAAAUUUAUAAAUUAAAGUCAUACAUUCUAAAAUCGGUCUUAAUUUAAAAAAGUUAUCUAUAUUCAUACAAAAGUUUGAUUACACAUG